Molecule: messenger RNA, 1637 nt
Organism: Aspergillus nidulans FGSC A4
Lineage: Eukaryota; Fungi; Ascomycota; Eurotiomycetes; Eurotiales; Aspergillaceae
Product: putative mitochondrial carrier protein (Ymc1)
Exons: 5
Coding region: 72-983 (303 amino acids)
Biological process (GO): glycine transport; transmembrane transport
Cellular component (GO): mitochondrial inner membrane; membrane; cytoplasm
Source: RefSeq, a predicted model, not a curated record
GUCCUUGUUUCAAUUCCUGUAGUGUUUCCUGACCCAUCGUCAAUUGGCCAGUCGCGAAUCCAGGACCAGAAAUGGAGCCUCAAGAAAUCUUGGAGCACGAAGGAGGAGGUGCUCUGCGUACAAUUAAGGAUCUAUCAGCGGGCGCAGCUGGCGGAAUAGCGCAGGUGCUUCUUGGUCAACCAUUCGACAUCGUCAAGGUCCGGCUCCAAACGACCACUCAAUAUUCCAGCGCCCUUGACUGCGCGUCCAAGAUCCUGAAGAAUGAGGGACCCCUCGCUUUCUACAAGGGAACAUUGACACCUUUGAUUGGAAUUGGUGCCUGCGUUAGCGUUCAAUUCGGAGCCUUCCACGAAGCGCGCCGGCGACUGGAGGAGCUCAACAAAAAAAAGUACGCUGACAGCGCCCUCGGCUACGGCCAAUAUUACCUCGCGGGCGGCUUCGCAGGCAUCACAAACUCCUUCCUCUCCGGCCCGAUCGAGCAUGUCCGUAUCCGUCUUCAAACCCAGCCCCACGGCGCAGGCCGCCUUUAUAACGGACCUCUCGACUGCAUUCGCAAGCUCACAAACCAAGGCGGCUUCCUUAAGGGUCUUUACCGCGGCCAGGCUGUUACCUAUCUGCGUGAAGUCCAAGCUUACGGCGUGUGGUUCCUGACUUUUGAGUACCUCAUGAACCAAGAUGCGAAGCGCAACAACGUCAAGCGUGAGGACAUCUCCAGUCUCAAGGUCGCUACGUAUGGAGGGCUAGCCGGUGAGGCUCUAUGGUUGUCUAGCUACCCGAUGGACGUGGUGAAGAGCAAAAUGCAAAGCGAUGGGUUCGGUGCGCAGCAGCAAUUCAAGAGCAUGACCGACUGCUUUAAGAAAACGUAUGCGGCAGAGGGACUCGCGGGCUUCUGGAAGGGCAUUGGGCCGACCCUACUCAGGGCUAUGCCUGUUUCUGCGGGAACAUUCGCUGUUGUUGAACUCACCAUGAGAGCUCUAGGUUAGAUACACUCAGCAUAUAGAACGGUUUCUUUCCAGUUUAGAUAUCCCAACGGCUUAUUCAACAACGAGGAAAAGUUUUGAAGGAAAGUUCAUCCUAUGGCCUUGCUUGUCAUUAUACCUCCUUCGUUUGCAAAUACUACAUAGAACGACAAGACAAAACGGAUUUGACAUCCCAGAAUACGAGUAGUGCAGUUACCGAAUAUAUUCUGUUAAUACAGUGACCAUACAAUAUCUAUACAUACAAGCCGUAUAUCAAUUCCCAAAACAAAAACGAUGAGAGACAACCAGCUUUCACCAGGAUUAGAAUUGCGGUGAUCCAACCUCACCUGCAUCGCCGUGCAGAGCUUUCCUCUCUAAAUCCUUUUUAGCCUGCUCCAGCCUCCUCUUCUGACCAGCCUGACCAGCCCGUCCCAGCACACCUGCGAUGACAGCAACGGAACGCAGACUGUCAUCAUUGGCGGGAAUUGGGUAAGUCACCCUCGUGGGGUCCGCAUCCGUAUCGAUUAUUCCAAUGGUAGGGACAUUGUUGAGCCCGCACUCGUGAAGCAAAGGCUCGUUCUCCAGCGGGUUGAGGCAAAUGACGAGGUCCGGUUUGAGAAUGGCGUGGUCAGCAAGUGACUCCUUGAGAUCCGGCAGCUCCUCAUCAAGCACAUUCAC